AAGUGUCAGGUGACGUCACACGUGACAGGGAUCUUGUGGUGAGGUGACGUCAGGAUCAGCUGAUCAACAGCACUUCCUCGUUGAAUUUUGCGAUGUUUUGACGGAAACAGCUGUGCUGAAUUGUCCUUCAUGUGAAUUAUCUCACAUUUAAAGCUCUGGGCGUUUUGACUCGGGAUACGUUCUCUUCAUGAAUACUUCGGAUAGUGAAGAGGACUCUUAUAAUGAGAGAUCCGCUCUCGUCCAAUCUGAAAGCCCAACAUUACCCAUAUACAACCAAGAUCAUGACAUGUCGGUGCCUCAGGACACAAACACCAAACGGCGACGGCCGCUCAGCUCAGACUUGGGUGAGGCAGGUCAGGUGGAGAGAGAGCGAGCGGUCACUCCUGAUGGGGAGGAAGAGGAACUGACGCUCAAAUAUGGUGCCAAGCACGUCAUUAUGCUCUUCAUCCCUGUUACCCUCUGCAUGGUGGUCGUCGUGGCAACAAUAAAGUCUGUCAGUUUCUACACAGAGAAGAGCGGACAGCAGCUUAUCUAUACUCCUUUCGAAGAGGAUCCAAACUCUGUGGGUCAAAGGUUGCUGUCGUCCUUCCUCAACACCAUCGUCAUGAUCAGUGUCAUCGUUUUCAUGACCAUCAUACUUGUGGUGCUUUAUAAGUACAGAUGCUAUAAAUUUAUUCAUGGCUGGCUGAUUCUGUCUUCUCUUAUGUUGCUGUUCUGGUUCAGCUUCAUGUAUCUGGGAGAGGUGUUUAAGACGUACAAUGUCGCCAUGGACUACCCGACGUUAGCGAUGAUCAUUUGGAAUUUCGGCGUGGUGGGAAUGAUCUGCAUCCAUUGGAAGGGUCCUUUACGGCUACAGCAGGCGUAUCUCAUCAUCAUCAGCGCUCUCAUGGCUCUCAUCUUCAUCAAAUACCUGCCUGAGUGGUCGGCGUGGGUCAUACUGGGAGCCAUCUCUAUUUAUGAUCUGAUAGCAGUGCUGAGCCCGAAAGGCCCUUUGAGGAUGCUGGUCGAGACGGCGCAGGAAAGAAACGAGCCGAUUUUUCCUGCACUCAUAUACUCGUCUGCUAUGGUUUGGAUGGUUGGAAUGGCAGAUAGUAAUCGGGAUACAGCUAGUGAAAGGCAGCUCGGUGAGGGCAGAGCCCAGCCACAGGAAGGGGUGGAGUCAGAAGAUGAUGCACCUCAAGGACAGAGGCAGAGAUAUUCAGCACAAGAGGACCUUGAGGAAGACCGAGGGGUGAAACUGGGCCUUGGAGACUUUAUCUUCUACAGUGUCCUGGUGGGAAAGGCGGCCGCCACAGGAGAAGACUGGAACACAACGCUGGCCUGUUUUGUGGCCAUUCUUAUUGGACUGUGUUUGACCCUCCUCUUGUUGGCCAUUUUCAAGAAGGCUCUCCCGGCUCUUCCCAUCUCCAUCACGUUCGGUCUGGUCUUCUACUUCUCCACGGACAAUCUGGUACGACCCUUCAUGGACAGCCUGGCAGACCACCAAUACUACAUCUGACAAAAUCCCACAGGACUUCUUAAGAACACAUCUUUAAAUAAGAUUCAGGUGUUUUUAUUUUUAUCUGAGCUUUCAGUCUGAUAUAAAGGACUGAAAUGUCGACAGUGUUUCAAAACAAGCAAAGCUUUUACAGUUGUGAGUUGUGUAGGUCACACAGCACUUUUGGUCAAUAAGGAGCAGCUCUUUGAAGUAUACAGUAGUGUAACUAUUUUUUUUUGUGUUUCAUGACAAGGUAAGACAGGUGUCGGUAAGCUUUUUGCUUUCAUAAAUAAUAAGAAGGAAGAGUUUGCUGCUAGGAGUUUUGCCAGUUUACAGCGUUACUGACGACACAACACAGGUUUGAAUAGUUUCAUUUUUGUGUUUACUUUUCCCAGCAAGCAAUUUUGCGUUUUAAAGAUGUCUAAUAGACAUCUGGGCUGUGUUUAGAUGGCUAGGCUGAAACAUAUGAAAGGUUUUCUGUCAAUUUUAAAUGAUAAAAAAUAAAACCAGCUUUACCAUUUUAUUAUAGAAAAUUGUACGCAAAAUUUAAGCCAAAGUUAAUAUUUAAAAUAUUUAAUUUUCAAGGUGAUAAUGCAUUUUUUUCUCUCUCUUCUCUGUUUUUUUUUUAAUUGGUGAUUUGACAUUUUUAUUUUCACUACAAUCUCAAGGCAAAACUGACAGUAUUUAAAAUUGGCAAAAAACCUUUCAUGGAAUUGAGGCAAAAUUUUGCCUGUCAGCAAAAAUGUAUUGGAAAUUUAAACAUAGCCCAAAAAUAAAUGAAUAAACCAAACACCAAUCACUGUUGACUUGGUCGAAUAUACAUCUCACAAAUUAUUUCGACAAAGCGUAACCAAAUUCAAGUUUAAAUUGGCUGAUUACUCAUAGCCAUACUAUUUCAGGUUUAUACACUGUAAAAAGUAAAAGUUGGAUCAACUUAAAAAAAAAAACUUAAAUUGGUAACGCCAACUUCAAUGUUCUCAGUUUAAGGGAAAUUUUACAUUUGAAAAUGUUUAAAUAUUUUAGGUGUCAACUUUAAGUUUUUUCACCUUAAUUUUUUUACGCAAGUUUACGUUUAUAAAACUACAUGUUUUGGGUGUUACCAAUUGAAGUAAUUUUUAAGUUGAUCCAACUUUUACUUUUUACAGUGUAGAUAAUAUGGCUAUUGCUUGCUGGGUUGGUUUACCUUAACUUUGUUUUUAAUCAAUAUAUUUUUUUGCUCCAGUUAGGUUGCUAAUACAACAUUUUAAAAACAUUUUUUAUGUAGGUGACAUAAUAGGCACAUUCACAGUUUACCAAUUUAAAUAGGGUCUCAAGUUUGCAGUGAUCUAGGUCUUAAAAAGUCACUUUCGAAUGUUGACAGUAUGCCAAGAAUUGAUCCAAGAAUACUUAAGAGGAAAAAUGCCAGUUCAUAUAUGUAUAUUGUUGGUGCCUAUGUUGUUUUUCUUUGCCACUGAAAUGAGAAAAGUGGAGUUGCAAUGUUGUGAUAACAUGUAAACAGAUCGGUAGCAAUGUUUUUUUUUCUUGCAGUUUAUAGAUUUCCCAGCAACCUAAAUGUAACCCUGUAAUAAAUAAAAUGUAUCCUAUUAUAUUUUGAUACAUAAGAAUUACCUUCACUAAUUUCUCCUUAACUAAGAUUGAGGUGAUUUACUGUACGAGCAUCCACUUUUGAAUUGUAUAAAUUAUGCUAUUUUUAUCAGUCGACUAAAUUGCAACAAACCGGACUUGUUGGU
Misgurnus anguillicaudatus (oriental weatherfish) is the source of this 3207-nucleotide messenger RNA. The record is from RefSeq and is a predicted model, not a curated record. Lineage: Eukaryota; Metazoa; Chordata; Actinopteri; Cypriniformes; Cobitidae.